AUGAGAGAUACCGUUGAGAUCUAUAAUCCUGGGGUAGAUGAUGAUUGGGCAUUGAUUCCAAACAUGAGCGCGCCAAGACGAAAUGCGGGUCUACUUUUUGUGAAUAGCUCUUUAAUGGUUUUCGGUGGCGAUGAGGGAGAUUCUCAUUUAUUGGAUUCGAUUGAAACAUUGACAAUAGAUAUGGGUAGAGGACAACGGGCAGAGUUUGCCGGAAGAUGGCAAGUAAUAGAGUCAACACUUCCGCAACCUCGAUCAUACAGUGGAUUAGUGCUUGUCGAUAAGCCG
Messenger RNA from Mesorhabditis belari, 285 nucleotides. The record is from the annotation of a GenBank genome assembly. NCBI's taxonomy places the organism in Eukaryota, Metazoa, Nematoda, Chromadorea, Rhabditida, Rhabditidae.